ACAGGCUUCUCGUGGCUAACCAAUGUGGCAGUAGUUGUUAGCAUGUGUGUUGACUAUAAACGGUGUUUUUUCCAGCUGCACUGAACAUGGCCACAAGUUACCCCACGCCUCUUUAUUCCCACGCAGGACGAGGGGAGUUUAGUGAAGUUUAUGAGCCGGCAGAAGACUCUUUUCUUUUGAUAGAUGCUCUCGAAAAAGAUGCAGAGAUGUUGCAGCUGAAGAGUCCGUGUGUGUGUUUAGAGGUUGGCAGUGGAUCAGGAGUGGUGUCUGCAUUUCUGGCAUCAGUGGUUGGACCCUCAGCCCUGUACAUUUGUACUGAUGUGAAUCCUGCUGCAGCACAAUGCACUGCAAUGACAGCUUCCUGUAACGGCGUUUCUCUGCAGCCUGUCCUCACAGACCUGGUAGAGUGCCUUCUUCCCUGGCUGAGUGGAAAAGUGGAUGUUCUGCUGUUUAACCCCCCCUAUGUGGUUACACCUUCAGAGGAGGUUGGCAGUAAAGGCAUAGAAGCUGCCUGGGCUGGUGGGAAGCGAGGCCGUGAGGUGACAGACCGGUUUCUGCCACUUGUAGCGCAGCUACUGUCAAAGAAAGGCCUUUUUUACCUUGUUACAAUUGCUGAGAACAAUCCAGAGGAGAUCAUCCGGUUACUGCAGGAGUGUGGUUUGCGUGGAGAGUCAUGCUUGAGUACCAGAGCUGGAAAUGAGCGGCUGUGUAUUCUACGCUUCUCCUGGAGCCAACAAACAUGAAACUGUUUUGAAAAAAAAGGAAAUGUCACUGAUUGCCAUAUGGCAAAUCUCUGCAGCCCGAAGCAGCGAGGAGAAGUUGAAGCAGUGUGAUGUGUUGGCCCACGUCACCUCAACCCUCUCUCCUCUGCAGUGGUAGAGAGUCUGGUCUGCAUCCAGCCUGCUGUCAGAACCCUCCGGAAACAUGGAAGUAGGAGAUGAAGUGACAGGAAACCACAACCUUGGUUCUACAGACUCAUGAUGCUGCUUAAUUUUUUGAUUAUCUAAAGACGUCUGCUUUUACUGUCAUUAAUUACAAUUUUGAAGCUCUUGUAUUUACUUUAUUGCAUUUUUCUUAUGACUGUACAAGUUUAUUCUCAGAUAUAAGUAGUGUACUUUUUACUCCACUACAUUUAUCUGACAAGUAACUUAUCAAUUCCAAUGUUUCAUCCUCUUUCUCUCCACUGAAAACCACAAAUUCCCAAAUGUGGUUGUUUCUGUCAAAUAUUUUUAAGUUUCAAUGCUUAUGAAUUAAAAGAUUAAAUGUCCCAUUAUGGG
Messenger RNA from Sphaeramia orbicularis (orbiculate cardinalfish), 1277 nucleotides. It is a transcript of the gene hemk2, whose product is annotated as HemK methyltransferase 2, ETF1 glutamine and histone H4 lysine. The transcript is spliced from 7 exons. Gene Ontology annotation, biological process: methylation. Gene Ontology annotation, cellular component: eRF1 methyltransferase complex. Lineage: Eukaryota; Metazoa; Chordata; Actinopteri; Kurtiformes; Apogonidae. Bases 87 to 743 code for a protein of 218 amino acids. The record is from RefSeq and is a predicted model, not a curated record. Gene Ontology annotation, molecular function: nucleic acid binding; S-adenosylmethionine-dependent methyltransferase activity; protein methyltransferase activity.